UCGCACGUUGUCGCGUCUCAGGUGAGCAUCCGUGCGAGCAGUCGCAGUCCAGGUGUUGAAGUCGCAUCAGUGGCGAUCGAGUCGGCGAACAAGAUCAGCCGUUCCAGAUUCUUCUUAUCUCGACAUCGAUAUCUCAUCUUAUCUCUCUCGUGUUAUUCUUGUGAAUUUGUCAUCGAAAAAAGAAUAAAACAUCCCUUCGAGCAUCAUGGUGGGAGUGACGCAGAGACCCUGGACACCUACGAAGAGGCGAGGCCCGAUUGCCGCCGAAUAUAGCAGCCCGGGGCCGGCUUGUGUAACGUUGCCGCCAUUAAUCGGAAAGACAGUUCCAGAUUCGAAGCGAGAAAGAGCCCCUGCAUUCUCUUUUGGCAGCAGACACGAAACAAAGAACGUUAGUCCCGGCCCCGGUCCCGGACAGUACAAUGUUUCUGGACUCAGCGCAAAAGGAAAGGAUGCUGCACCUGCCUUGUCACUGCAUGGUCGAACGAAAACAACGAAACCGGAAAUCACGCCAGCGCCAGGCGACUAUAAUCCGCAAAAAGCGGAGAAAAUCAUUCUGGACAGCUCGCCGAAAUAUUCCUUCGGAGUUAAAACACAAGUCGAGAAAAUCAGCUGUACUCCGGCACCGAGCAAUUAUUACGCUGAACUCGUGAAACUCUACACGGCGGCAGCGUUCACAUUCGGCGUAAAAUCCGUGUUGGAAAGAUCGAACAAUGUGCCCGCUCCAGGUACCUAUUGUCCCGAGAAAACGAGACUGGACGGCACGCCGCAGUUCUCAUUCGGACUGAGAACGCCGCUCGACAAACCGAGCGAUACCCCAGCGCCCGGAACGUACAGCCCGGAGAAGGUGAAUCUGGAAAAGGGUCCGCAGUACAGUUUGACUGGAAAAGGUCGAAUCGAAAAAGACAAUGGAACGCCAGCGCCGGGCACGUAUUGUCCGGAGAAAGUCAAAUUGGAUCCAUCGCCGCAAUUUAGUUUUGGACUGAGACCUGCUAUUGAGAAACCAAGUGACACACCAGCGCCCGGCACGUACAGUCCCGAAAAAGUGAACUUGAACAAGGGACCUCAGUACAGCUUGAGCGGCAAAGGACCGGCUGAAAAACCCGCGGAUACGCCAGCACCUGGAACAUACUCUCCCGAAAAAGUGAGACUGGACAACACUCCGCAAUACAGUUUCGGAAUCAGGCCGUCUUUGGAGAAGCCCAGCGAUACGCCAGCACCCGGGACAUACAGUCCCGAGAAGGUGAAUUUGGACAAGGGACCGCAGUACAGUUUGAGCGGCAAGGGACCGGCUGAGAAACCUGCGGAUGUACCAGCACCUGGAACAUACUCUCCCGAAAAAGUGAGACUGGACAACACUCCGCAGUACAGUUUUGGAAUUAAGCAUGCUUCGGGCAAGCCUAGUGACACGCCAGCACCAGGAACGUACAGUCCGGAAAAAGUAAACUUGAACAAAGGGCCGCAGUACAGUUUGGCCGGCAAAAGCCCGGCUGAAAAACCCGCGGACACGCCAGCACCUGGAACGUAUUCUCCCGAAAAAGUUAGACUGGAUGCUUCAUUGCAAUAUAGUUUCGGGAUCAGGCACGCUCCGGACAAACUCAGCGAUACACCAGCACCUGGAACUUACAGUCCGGAGAAAGUGAAUUUGGACAGAGGACCGCAGUACAGUUUGGCCGGCAGAGGAUCCACGCCAAAGCCUGACGACAUUCCUGCACCUGGCACGUACAGUCCCGAAAAGGUGAAUUUAGACAAAGGACCGCAGUACAGCUUGAUUGGAAAAGGAACGCUGGAAAAAUUAAGCGACAAUCCGGGCCCCGCUGAUUACAAACCAGAGAAAGCUCUAAAUCUGGAACAUAAACCCUAUUACAGUUUUGGUGAUAGGAAACCUUUGGAUAAGCCUAAAGAUAUACCAGGCCCUGCCGAUUACUCUCCGGAAAAAGCUCUAAGUCUGGAACAUAAACCCUAUUUCAGUUUUGGUAACAGAAAACCCCUCUAUAAGCCUCAAGAUACACCAGGCCCUGGUAGUUACAAUCCGGAGAAAGCUCGGAAUUUGGAGCACAAACACUAUUUCAGUUUCGGUGAAAGAAAGCCUUUGCAUAAGCUUAGCGACACACCAGCUCCCGGCGCGUACAGUCCCGAAAAAGUGAAUCUGUUCAAGUCGCCGCAGUACAGUUUUGGUGUUAAAACCGAGAUCCGGGAAAAGAACGCCAUACCAGGACCCGGCGAAUACAGUCCGGAAAAAGCGAUGUUUUUGUUGGGGAAAGCGUUGCAAUUCACUUUCGGUCUCAGAUCGCCCACGAGCAGACCGAACGACGUUCCAGCGCCCAAUGUCUACAACAUUCCCUCCGCCCUUGGCGGGACCAAGGAAGGCAACAAGAAAGCGGCGCCCGCGUACUCGAUAUCCGGCAGACAGAAGGUUUUCACGGACGAUCGCGUUCUCGUGCCCGGACCGGGCGCGUACGAGGCCAUCAAACCGGACGCGGUCAGAGCGAAGAGCCCGGCUUACAGUAUAAGCGCGCGUUACUCGCUGCCCGACGAUCACUCGCAGAUCCCGGGGCCCGGAGCACACUGCCCGGAAAAGGUGCUUCUGGACGUUCCUCCCGCGCACACAUUUGGCAUCCGACACUCGCCGUACAUUUGCAACUUGAAGGACGCGGUUUAUUAAUCUCUCAAUUAUAACGACAAAAGUUAUUACAGUUUAUUACAAUACGCUUGCUUUCGUCGGACACCGAUUCUUAUAAACAGAGCAAUUUUGUUCCCGAUUCAGUUUAAUUUUUUUUUUUUUUUUUUGCUUUACUUUAUUAACUUACAAUUAGUACUAAACAAAAUAUUGGUCGAACGAAAUGAACAAAAAUUAAAAAAAAAAAAAACGCAUUAACUUCGAGACAACGUAUCCUGCCUGUAUGACGAUUAUAUUACGUAUGUUAAAAAAAAAUGUAUCUAAUGCAAUACUUGUAACUGCAAGCUUCUACUUUAUAUGGACAAUUUAGCAUUUGUAUUUAUUGUAUUUUGAUUAAUAUAAAAAAAAAAAAAUUGUUAUGGUUGUGCAAUUAAUUAAUAAUUUACCGCGCGUACGUCUAUAUUUUCACAUCUACUAGGACACCGAUGUUGGAGGUAGGAGAAAACGCCAUUAAGACUGUAGGAUUAUUUUUUGAGCUCUUACAAAUAAAAAAAUGAGUAAAUA
Messenger RNA from Pseudomyrmex gracilis, 3181 nucleotides. Its product is annotated as mucin-1. Bases 206 to 2662 code for a protein of 818 amino acids. NCBI's taxonomy places the organism in Eukaryota, Metazoa, Arthropoda, Insecta, Hymenoptera, Formicidae. The transcript has 24 exons. The record is from RefSeq and is a predicted model, not a curated record. Gene Ontology annotation, cellular component: cytoskeleton.